UUUUCAUUCAAGUAUCUUUAAUUGUUGAACAGAGUAGGUCCUGUCGCAAGACUCAAGAAGAAACAUUCUGUUAUUACAGUGUAUCUUAUUGUCAUGGCCAUAAGGACAACGGCUUCCAAUAUGAAUAUCACUGCAAGGUACUAUCUGAACUGUACCCAAACUGUGGCACUUACCAUAAACGAUACCGUCACCACACCAUUUUGGAGUAACGACACAACAGAUACGUUGUCAACGAUGAGUGAAACUAACGACAUACAAACUAUGUUUGCUAUAAUUGGUGUAAUGGUAAUGAUGGUUGUCCUGGCCGCAGCUGCCUAUCGAUUGUACUAUCGAUUGUACUCUUCAGAGGAAAGAUCUUACCAUGACUCGUUGAAAGAGGCUAUACUCCAUAUUGCAAUAACUUUGUUCACAUAUGUGCUGUACCUAUUUGACACUUUGUCUGAUGUGUUCCUGUUUAUUCAGUACAUUACAAAUGAACAAUAUUCAACAUUUUUCUUGGUUAUGGCUUUCACUAUCCUUCCAGUUCUAUUUCUAGCGGCUGUUUUUUAUAAACAAAUUGUCGAAGACAACAUGACGGAGGGCUGUGAGAAAUGUUACAAAAACUGUGCCAAGGAUCAUCGAUGUUGCGCCACGUGUAUCUGGUUGAUGGCAGUAUUCUUCCUAAGUAUACCUGCAGUUAUUUUCCCAACAUUUACAUAUGCUCAACUACUUGCAAGUGGGAAACCAGAUUCUAAAUUGGAACAUACCCAAGCUUACCUUACUCUCAUUGAAGCUACAGUAGAAGCAGCACCACAGUUAACAAUACAAAUAUACCUCUUGAUCACUGAUACACUCACUGAAACUACUCAAACACAGAUUAUUCGGUAUGUGAGCAUUACUGCAUCUUCCCUAGGAUUGGCUUGGUCUUUGAAUGCCUUCAAACAUCAAUAUCGAAAGACGGAACAGAAGCAAGAAGACAGCUUUUUGAUCAAACUAAUACACUGGGUAUCACGUUUGGCUGAGAUUGGACCACGUAUUAUCUUACUUGCACUCAUUACGGCUGAAUAUAGUUAUUGGGUUUCAAUUUUCAUAAUCUAUCGUCUUCUACAUGGAUGCAUGCUAAUCUGUAGUAAGAAGGAUGACAUUGGGCUAGAGGUAUUUUUGGGAACAUUUGGCAACAUAUUUUGCUUUUCCGUAUCACAAGUUUUUCAGUGCCACAAGAAAAAACAAUGUGGGGGAUUAUUCUUCAUAUUUUACUACGCUUUAUAUUAUGUAGAAAAUGCUUUAAUGCUAUACCUUUGGUAUAGUGAUGACCGUGAGUUACUUUAUUGGAAGAUUGGAGGAGCCUGUUCAAAUCAUGCAUGGUAUGCCCCUCUAGUAUUCGGUGUUGUCAGUGUGGGUUGCGUUGUUCAACUCACUUUUUUGCGCCUUUACUAUUGGCGUCGUAAAAAACAGCAAGCAGCAAAUAUUACAAAUGAUUCUGACAUGUCAGAAUAGAAACUAUUUGCAAAAACAUAUGUCAAUGACUAAGGGUAUAAUCCUUUUAUGUACAAUAUCGUCUUUUUUAUCUAAUGUGAAAUCAAACAAAUGAGGCUAAUAACAUUAUUUGUAUUUGUAUUAGCGGAACGAAAAGUGUAUCAUAUGAAGCAGGAUUGACACCCUUCCGCAUGAACGAGUUAAUAUAGUGGUUUUGGUUGGGUUUGUCUAGGUCUAUUCUGAGUUUUUUUGAUGAUUUCGGUGUUGUUAAUUUAUGUGGUUUUUUUUUCGCUUUUUCAUUUUUUGUCCUGACGUUGCCGAUUUUUUCGGCUUCUUAUUUUCCGUUUCGUUUUGAGUAGGAAUUGUGCAGCUUGUUAAUUCCUGUUUUUAUUCAACAAUGUAACCAGUAAGUUAAUGUGCUGUGCAUGUAGACAAAAUUAUAUCGUUCAAAAACACGUUUUUUAUACAUUAAUGAACAACAUCAUUGGUCCAAAUUAUAAUCAAUUCGACCAUUUUAACAGUUACCGUGAGUAAAAGAAAAAAAUAUCCGCGUAGGAAAAUUAAGAUAUAUGCACUUUCAAAUUUGUUACUCAACAAAAAUCUUUGUUAUUAAAAGCACUCAUGACUUUUUGUUUAACUGAGAGUCCAGUCACUCUAUGACAUGACCAAAAGUCAGAGUUUAAUUCUAAGAGUGUAAAGGGAAAUAUUUGUCUUUCAUUUUUGCUUCUGUGCUUUUUAAAUCAAGUGUAUACAGGCCUUUUUUAUAUUCUUUGUUUGACAAAGUUGUUUGUUUCUACAGUUUGUAAGAUAUUUUUGGCAGAUUGUAUGUCAUAACCCAUGUAAUUUUUUUAUAUUUUUGCCUGGUUUUGCAAUGUCGUCAACAUAAUCGAACUUUAUGCGACUGUCAUAAAGGUCAGAGGUUAAGCUAGCUAUACAACCACAUAAUGAGAUUCCUUCACCCUGUUGACCAAGCAGAUAUAUGACAGUUGUUUCCAUUCGAUUGAUGUGUUUCAGCUUUUGAUUUUGCAAUUUGAUAUAGGACUUUUUUCCCUUGCAGUCUUUUUUGUAACAUUACUGAUUAUAUUGAUAAAAAUAAAUUGUAGUUAACACUAAGCCAUAUUCGG
Molecule: messenger RNA, 2579 nt
Organism: Mytilus trossulus (common blue mussel)
Lineage: Eukaryota; Metazoa; Mollusca; Bivalvia; Mytilida; Mytilidae
Exons: 5
Coding region: 94-1476 (460 amino acids)
Cellular component (GO): membrane
Source: RefSeq, a predicted model, not a curated record